ACAUUUCUUCUUAACUACAAGAUAUAUUUCGAAGAAUGGAUUUCGGCUGGAAUGGAAUUUUGACAGCGAAUCGUAGCGAAUGAAUUGAGGAAUAUUAUAGAAAUUUGAGGAAUGGAAAUCACUUUUCUCCCACUUGAGUUUCUCUCUCUUUCGAAAUUGACUCCGCUGUGUUGUAUUUGUUAUGUCAUAAUCAUCUGUUCGCGAGUUUUUCCGGGUGAAGUUUCUUUUCCAAGAGAAAUCUCGCAAUGCCAUCAAUAAUUGGGGGUGAAUUCUUGAGACAAGAGUCUCUGGCCAUGGAGCCAUGGGUUGACGCAGAGUUGUAUCAACCAUACGAGGCGGAAACCAUCUUGCUUCCGGAGAACUCAAGUUGCUUGGCUGCAAAAACCUAUCUUCGGAUGUGCAAUUUGCCCUUUGAGGUGAAAUUUGCACCAAAUGCAGAAUUUAUGUCGUCCGGCGGGAGAACAACAAAGCUUCCCUUCUUCCGUGUUGGCGCCUUUUUCACAUCGGAAUUCGAGCCCAUCGUGAAUCUGGUGGAGAACAAAGGCAUCAGUCUCACUGAGAACCUCACGGAGGAUGAGAAAUCUGAUGCCAGGGCAUUCUUGGCCCUGACAGAGAACAUCUUCACAUAUGCAGAGUUAUUCGUCAGCUACAUGGAUGAGGAUGUGUUUGAGAACGUGACCAAGCCGCGGACAGCAUCAGCAUACAAUUAUCUCCUGGGCAUCAUCCAGAACUGGCGGAAGAAGCGACACGCAUUGAAGCAACUGGAAGUUAUGCAGUGGAACGAUUUCACAAUGGAAGAAGUGAUCGAUAAAGUCUCCACACUUUGCUCGAAUCUGGACGCAAAAUUGGGCGACAAGCCCUUCAUGUACGGGAACAAUCCAAUUGAAUUAGAUGCCGCUGUGUUUGGCCACCUCUUCACCAUCCUGACAACUCCUCUGCCCAACGAGCAACUGGCCGAGACCAUUCGUCAGUAUCCUGGCCUCGUGAAGUUCUGCCAACGCGUCGAGGCGAAGUACUUCAAGAGCAAGUGAGGUUGAGAUGUGUUGAGAGCAGCAGGAAGAAUAGAAGCUUUGUUUUUUUCGCAAUUAGUAGUUGGUCAAUUGGAGGCGAGGCACGACAUUCAUGCUCGUGAGC
Molecule: messenger RNA, 1134 nt
Organism: Phlebotomus argentipes
Lineage: Eukaryota; Metazoa; Arthropoda; Insecta; Diptera; Psychodidae
Product: metaxin-2
Exons: 4
Coding region: 246-1031 (261 amino acids)
Biological process (GO): mitochondrion organization
Cellular component (GO): SAM complex
Source: RefSeq, a predicted model, not a curated record